CAAUCUUUGAUUGGUACCGCGUUCGAAACAACUUGGAACUCGGAAAAAAACGAUUUGAACGGUCAUCCAACUCCGGCAUCUUUCAAGAGCUCCGGCUUGAAAAUCACUUCCCACUUUUGAACGCGGCAUUAGAUCACAGGCUGCGUCAUCAUUACGCGUUUUAUGUACACGGAAGUAACCAGCAGAAAGCAGAAAACAAAAAACAGGACGCAGACAGAAGUCUGUGUGUUGAGCUAUGCCCCAGAGAGGAUGGGUCAGACCCUGUGUAUCUGUUCCCGUGGCUCCAUCACCAUCGACAACAAAAGAUACUACUUCAUCCAGAAACUAGAUGAAGGAGGGUUCAGCUAUGUGGACCUGGUGGAGGGGGUGCAGGAUGGGCGUUUCUACGCCCUGAAGAGGAUCCUGUGCCAUGACCGGGAGGGUCACCGGGAGGCCCAGACGGAGGUGGAGAUGCACCGUCUCUUCAGCCACCCCAACAUCCUGGGCCUGGCCGGGCACACCUUCAUAGAGCGGGGGGGCAAGAGUGAGGCCUGGAUACUGCUGCCCUACGUCCAGAAGGGCAGUCUGUGGUCAGUGCUAGAGAAACUGAGGGACAAGGGCAGCUUCAUGCCAGAGAGACGCAUCCUGAAGGUUCUACAGGGCAUCUGUUCUGGACUGAAGGCCAUGCAUGACAGAGGCUACGCACACAGAGACCUGAAGCCUACCAAUGUACUCCUGGAGGAGGAUGACAGGCCUCUGCUGAUGGACCUGGGUUCUAUGAACCGCUCCAGGAUGGAGGUCAAGGGGACCAGGGAGGCCAUGACAGUACAGGACUGGGCAGCUCAGAGGUGUACUAUAUCGUACCGUGCCCCAGAGCUCUUUAACGUGGAGAGCCACUGCGUCAUCGAUGACCGCACAGACAUCUGGUCUCUGGGUUGUGUACUGUACAGCAUGAUGUUCCUGGAAGGGCCCUAUGACAUGGUGUUCCAGAAGGGAGACAGUGUGGCCCUCGCUGUCCAGAACCCUGUUACCAUCCCUCAGCCCUGCAGUUACUCUGAAGGCCUGCAGAACCUGGUGAGCUCCAUCAUGGUGUCCAACCCCCAGGAAAGACCCGACGUCAACUGGAUCCUGGACCAGAUACAGGACAUGACGUGUUCCAGCCCCAACACCCAGACCAACAUGGUAUGAUGCUCCUGAUCGGGGAACCCUGGCAAGCCUGGUUCCUCUCUAGUUCCUCCAUCUGUGGGUGAUGAACUUUAUGACCUCUGGACUGUUGUGAUGGCGACCCUGACUUUGUCGUUUUCUUCUACUCUUAGAAGCUCAGGGGAUCCUACCCCAAACACACACACGCACGCUAUUCUGCAGUUGAAACCACAUAGACGCAUGUCACAAGUCCUCACUGUCCUCCAUAUGCAUGUGCAACAAUAUGCUCCUACACAGUGUUGGUCAACUCCACAUCCAGCACCCCUUGUGGAAAUUGAGAUUUGCGUGGAGCCAUUUUAUGACUGCUAGUGAAUAGGAAACCCCAUGGGUUAAAAUAUCAUCAGACACUACAGUUGAAGGGGGCACCGGACCAGGAAAAGGACCUAUGGUAAAUUCCAGACAGACGGUUGCCAUGGAAACUUACUCAGCCAUAUCUGAUAUCAACUUCAAAGGGAUUUUUAUAAUAACUUAAUUCCAGACCUGGGUUCAAAUACUUUUUCUGUAUAUUUGAGUAUUUUCAAAUCCGCAGGCCAAAUUUUAUUUAUUUA
Messenger RNA from Coregonus clupeaformis (lake whitefish), 1730 nucleotides. RefSeq names its product serine/threonine kinase 16 (gene stk16). The transcript is spliced from 7 exons. Lineage: Eukaryota; Metazoa; Chordata; Actinopteri; Salmoniformes; Salmonidae. The record is from RefSeq and is a predicted model, not a curated record. Gene Ontology annotation, molecular function: protein serine/threonine kinase activity; ATP binding. Bases 163 to 1167 code for a protein of 334 amino acids. Gene Ontology annotation, cellular component: cytoplasm; Golgi apparatus. Gene Ontology annotation, biological process: protein phosphorylation.